CUGGCCUCCAUAAUACUCCUAUUCACGAUCCGAUCGUGCGCGCACGAGGUACUAAAGAUGGCGGACAGCCCACGACGGAGUCGAUAUAAAAGAUGGCGCUCUCGGACGCUUGACUUCCUCCACACUCGACCCGUCCUGAUCGUCAUCAGUAUCCUCAUCCUCAUCGACUGUCUGUCUCUCCUCGGACAGAUGAUGAGUGAUAUACAGUCCAUGCAGAUUCGAUUUCAGCUUGAAGAGGAUAACAUCCAGGUAUUUGAAAAUCACCUAAAAAUGGCAUCAGAUAAUGAGUCAUUUCCGGACGUUUCAAGCAUAAGUGAUGUCAUGAUUUUUUUACGAAAUAACAUGGAUGUGAUUUUAAGUGAUCGUUGUUCUAGUUUCUGUGUUCGACCAAGCUCAACUGAGAAUAAGGAAGUAGAACGUAUUGGAGUAAUUCGCGAUGUGAACUCCCCUAAAACUACCCCAAGGACUACCGAUAUUCCUUGUAUGAAUUCUAAGCAUAUAUGGAUUCAAUUCAACGAAGGGGCCGAGUCAACUUUCGUCGUUGGUGAAAUGGAUCUAAAUUUCAAGCGUCAUGUUGAGCACGAAUCGCACGGAACUCUGGGAGGAAUAUACAUCGUCUCACAGAUUUUAAAUAUCACAGGCGUCGUAAUCGUCACGUUUAUGUUUGUUGAGAUUAUUUUGAGAACAGUAUGCAGAGGGAGAUAUUUCUACAAGAAGAAACUCGAGGUGUUAGACUCUAUCAUUGGUACUGUGGCUUUUGUUCUGGAUGUUUCAUAUAUGUUCGGCCAAUGGGCGAGCAGUCCCGCCGACUCUGCGACCAUCCUCAUCCUACUGUUGCCAUGGAGAUUCGGUCGUGUCAUUUACAGUUUGAUCACUGCUAUGAACCAUCAACAUCAUAUUCAAAUGAAGCUUCUCAAGUCCGCCAAACGGACAUCUGACGUGAGGCUAGCUCACGCGCGAAAGCUUGUGCUGCAGAUGGAGAAAGAUGCGCAGUCGUUGACACUGCUUUGCAGACGAAAGAUGGCGACGGACACCGAAAUAGAUUCUUGUUAUUGCAGGACCACUACUGCAGCAGUAUCCAAGUUUGGCUCCACAUUGCUCAUGAUUAGCGCCCCUGCAUUGAGUGAAUCCGGGUUAUACCACCAGGGGUCGCGCGGUCAUCUCUUCCAGGAGGUGUUUGAUGAGGCUGAGAAUGUAUGUGGUGAUGUGAAUAAUAAUACCACGCCUCCGACUGAAGAUGUCGAGGAGCCCGAGUGUCCACGGACCCUGAGGCGUGCUGGCCCGAGGGUAGUGAAUGUUACACCGCCACUCGCAUAUCAACCGCUGGUUGACCGACCCGGGGCCCCAGUUAGUGUGGUAGAGCCUUGCAGGAGGCUUCUUGAUGAGACUAGUUCAACAGACUCAUCAGAGAAAAGCAGUUUAGAUAGAGAGACCACGUAUCUGUGAAGUGCGACGGAGGACAAUUAAAAUACGGGCGUCUGUGACUGGCGGGAAAUCAUUGCAAGGACACGACUUGUUCUAAAUGCAUGGCUUAAGUGCGCAACGUGAUUUGUAUUUUUGUUAAAGCUUCAUGGCUACAUCAUAACUAUAAUAGCUGGGUGCUUAAUUAGCUAUGCAGAGUAAUCUCCAGCUCUUUGUUAUGACAACAGUACAUUUCAU
Molecule: messenger RNA, 1659 nt
Organism: Pecten maximus
Lineage: Eukaryota; Metazoa; Mollusca; Bivalvia; Pectinida; Pectinidae
Exons: 9
Coding region: 58-1446 (462 amino acids)
Biological process (GO): proton transmembrane transport
Cellular component (GO): plasma membrane
Molecular function (GO): voltage-gated proton channel activity
Source: RefSeq, a predicted model, not a curated record